AUGAAAGUUCUUUUGGCUAUGCUGCUUGUUGCUGUUUUCUGGAGCCAGGAGUGGAAGCCUGCGCUCUCGGAUUCGAUCAUCCAUAUCGGCGCCAUCUUUGAUGAGUCAGCGCGGAAAGAUGAUGAGGUGUUUCGUCUCGCUGUGGCAGAUCUCAACUUAAACAAUGAGAUUCUGGAGACAGAGAAGAUCACCAUCUCUGUGGAAUUUGUUGAUGGGAACAACCCUUUCCAGGCUGUGCAGGAAGCCUGUGAACUGAUGAAUCGCGGUAUCCUGGCUCUGGUCAGCUCGAUUGGGUGUAUGUCGGCAGGCAGCCUUCAAACCCUGGCUGACGCCAUGCACAUUCCUCAUCUCUUCAUCCAGCGUUCCACGGCGGGAACGCCUCGUUCUACCUGUCCACCAACCAGUCGCACGCCCGGAGCAGACGACUACACCCUCAUGGUUCGUCCCCCGGUGUAUCUCAAUGAGGUCAUCAUGCAGGUGGUGUCUGAAUACAGCUGGCAGAAGUUUGUCCUCUUCUACGAUUCUGACUUUGAUAUUCGUGGUAUUGAGGAUUUCCUCGACCGGAUCUCUCAGCAUGGAAUGGAAGUGUCCCUUCAGAAGGUUGAAUCAAACAUCAACAUGAUGAUCACAAGUUUGUUCAGAACAAUGCGCGUGGAAGAGCUUCAUCGGUACAGAGAUACACUACGUCGAGCUGUGCUCUUUAUGAGUCCAGCAACUGCAAAGGCUUUUAUCACAGAGGUAGUGGAGACCAACCUAGUUGCCUUUGAUUGCCACUGGAUCCUUAUUAAUGAGGAGAUUUCCGACUACGACCUACAGGAGUUGGUCAUGAAGUCCAUUGGUCGGCUGACAUUGGUGCGGCAGAUGUUCCCCAUGCCUCAGAACACAACUCAACGCUGUGUCAAACACAACCACAGGAUUAACACGUCCGUCUGUGACCCAAAGAACGCCAAGGCCCAGCAGCUAGAGAUCACUAACCGCUACAUCUAUGAUACAGUGUUGCUGCUGGCAAACAGCUUCCACAGGAAGUUGGAGGACAGGAAGUGGCACAGCAUGGCCAGCCUAAGCUGCAUCCGGAAGAACUCCAAGCCGUGGCAGGGAGGCAAGAGCAUGCUGGAUACUGUCAAAAAGUUUGGAGUGAGUGGCCUCACUAGUUUCCUGGAGUUCACUGAUAAUGGAACAAAUCCCAACAUUUUCUUUGAAAUCCUGGGAACAAACUAUGGAGAGGACAGAGGACGGGGAGUCAGCAGGUUGGCAACAUGGGACCCAGUUCAUGGACUGAAUGGCACACUGAGUGACAGGAAGCUGGAAAAUAACAUGAGAGGUGUUGUGCUUCGAGUUGUCACUGUUCUGGAGGAGCCGUUCGUGAUGGUGUCAGAGAACGUGCUGGGGAAACCAAAGAAGUACCAAGGCUUUUCCAUUGACAUCCUUGAUGCUUUGUCCAACUAUCUUGGCUUUAAGUAUGAAAUCUAUGUGGCCCCAGACCACAAAUAUGGCAGCUUGCAGGCUGACGGUCAGUGGAAUGGACUAAUGGGUGAACUGGUUUUUAAGCGAGCUGAUGUGGGACUUUCCGCUUUGACCAUCACGCCUGAGCGAGAGAGCGUUGUAGAUUUCACCACACGCUACAUGGAUUAUUCUGUGGGAGUUCUGCUGCGCAAGGCUGAACGCACUGUGGACAUGUUUGCCUGCCUGGCGCCCUUCGAUCUGUCGCUGUGGGCAUGCAUUGCGGGCACCGUGCUCCUCGUUGGCAUCCUAGUGUACCUGCUCAACUGGCUCAACCCACCCCGGCUGCCCAUGGGAUCUGUGUCCUCUACAACACUCUAUAAUUCCAUGUGGUUUGUUUACGGCUCCUUUGUGCAGCAAGGUGGAGAGGUUCCUUACACCACCCUCGCAACGAGGAUGAUGAUGGGCAUUUGGUGGAUGUUUGCCCUCAUUGUGAUCUCUUCGUACACUGCCAAUCUGGCAGCAUUCCUCACAAUCACACGCAUAGAGAACUCUAUACAAUCUCUACAGGACUUAUCUAAGCAGACCGAGCUCCCUUACGGUACAGUGCUGGAUUCAGCUAUAUACGACCAGGUGCGCUACAAGGCCAUGAACCCCUUUGAGAGAGAUGCCAUGUACUCUCAGAUGUGGCGGAUGAUUAAUCGCACCGGAGCGGGAGAUAAUAGCGUUGAGGACUCAAAAGAAGGCAUUCGCAAGGUGAAAUAUGGUCGGUUUGGCUUCAUCUGGGAUGCGGCCGUGUUGGAGUAUGUCGCUAAUAAUGACGAGGAUUGUUCCUUCUACACCGUCAGCAACAGCGCAUCAGACCGUGGAUACGGCAUCGCCAUGCAGCACGGCAGCCCCUACAGGGACAUUUUCUCCCAGAGAAUCCUAGAACUCCAGCAGAAUGGCGACAUGGAUUUACUAAAGCUCAAGUGGUGGCCCAAGGACACUCCCUGUGACCUGUAUAGUUCAGUCCAGACACGGCAGCGCGGCAACGCCCUGGAUAUCCACAGCUUCGCUGGCGUCUUCUGCGUCCUGGCAGCUGGCGUGAUUCUCUCCUGCCUCAUUGCAAUGGUGGAGAGCUGGUGGUCGCGGCGGAAGGGAUCCAGAGUCCCUUCCAAGGAGGACGAUAAGGAGAUCGACCUGGAGCACCUACACCACAGGGUUAACAGCUUGUGCACCGAGGAUGAAAGCCCCCAUAAGCAGUUCUCCACCUCUUCCGUAGAUUUAACCCCUCUCGACAUGGAUGCGCUCCCUGCUGCCCGGCAGGCACUCGAGCAGAUCAGCGACUUCCGCAACACCCACAUCACCACCACCACCUUCAUCCCCGAGCAGAUCCAGACCCUUAGCCGUAGCCUUUCUGCCAAAGCUGCCGCUGGAUUCUCCUCUGGAUUUGGUGGUGGAGGCGGCCUGCAGGACCACCGGACUGGUGGGGUUGGGCCUUUCCGGCAGAGGGCCCCCAAUGGUGGCUUUUUCCGCAGCCCCAUUAAAACAAUGUCCUCCAUUCCCUACCAGCCCACAGGUCCAGGACCCAACUUUGGAUAUGGCAAUGAUCCAGACAGGGGUACCUCCAUAUAAGCAGUGGCUAUUGGUAUGGUUGGUUCGGAAAGAAGAGUUGAGAGAGGAGGCGGAGUUUGUUAGAGCGUCAUUGCACGGAUGAAACAAAAACAUUGGGGUUAGGCUAAAAAAGGGGAAAUUACAAAAAUGUGUACAUAGCAAUCCUUUGGUUUUUGUUUUCUGCUUGGGUCUUCCCAAGGGUGUCAGUUUUCUAUUUGGCUAAAGCGAAGGAGUUACAGGUCUGUAGGUACAUUCACGAUCCUCCUUCAAAUCUUGCUGACGAGGUCCCGACGGGAGGGGAAAAAAAGGGGGAGUGGGGCAGGGAGGGGGCUUGAUAAUUUACGUUGUUGUUCUUGUGAUCGUUUGGGAGAAUAAUUCUGAAAGGGGGACGUUCUUUUUUUUUUUUUUUUCAUUACUGUUUUUGUUUUUAUGACUUGAGGACAAGUUCAUGGAAUGAAAAAAGAUCAACUUCACUUUACUGUUCAAAACCCUUUGAGGGUUUCGUUUCUACAAGUAGGUUUUAGAGAUGCUGCAGACAAAAGGAUUUGUCGUCACCUUAGCCAUGAAACAGCUCCCAGGGGAUUUCGCUAAUAAUCAAUGACGGGGUAGAAGAAAGCGCCCCGUGUCCAUUCUUCUAAAAAAGGGAUUCUUCUUUUGCUUGUCUGAAUUUGGGGGGGGGGGGGUCUAAACACUCUUCUUUUAUGGUUUUUCACCCAAAAUCUGCUGUCCUUAAUGUGCUUUCAUCUCCAAGAUGGUGUCCACAUUGUGGCCUGACGACACCUCCUGAGACUUUUGCAGAUGAGCACACGAUGACGCCUCCACCGGCUUGAAAACUGCUAAACGCCAUGACAGAUCAACAAUUUCUCACUGUAGAUUCACCAGUUUUGGUGCAUCACUCUUAAAUUACUUCUGAGAUGUUUGUGCUGCAUCAGCCUGAAACUGUUUCACCAUUUUUUGAUGCACAUGUAACUCUUUGUCAAUUCCCUCUGCACUGUACCAGUGCCCACAGACCUGUAAGUGAUUGUAUGUAGAUCUUACCUUUUCUUUCUCUCACCUGUAUUGUGCUCUCUGCUUUUCAAGUGAAGGUGAGGUUCUUCAAUCAGACUCUCAAAGAAGGGGAAACAUGGACAAUAUCAAAAGCAGCUGAAAGAAUAAAAAAACAAGCUUAAAGACUUCUGAAAAGCUUAUGCUUAUUAUAUGUAUUUUGUUGAGUUUUGUUUGGGGAAAAAAAAUAAUGCGUGGAAUGUGUUUUUGGUCAGGAAGUACAAAAAAAAGACAUUGUUCUAAGCUGUCUACUUGUUUUUUGCUCCAAGCAAACUUUGAAAAACUGCUAAACAAGUGCUGUAGUCUCUGUUCUGUCUUCACGACGUCAAACUUCCUAUUUUCAUUUGGUUCCUUUUGGCGCUCUCACAGCCCAGGUUGUUUUAUUAGAAGAAGAAAAUAAGGUUGAGUUAAAAUGUCAUGUCACACUUUUUUUCCCAGGUUCAAGUUGUGGAAUGGAGUUGGCUUUUAUGUUAAAGAGAGGCCAUCGCCAACUGCAUCGUCAGAACAAGCCUUACAUGUCACCUGUAGUUACCUGACCCCCCCUCCCCCCAAGCCUCCAUGUUAAAGCUCAAAGAUUUCAGCGUAUCGGAAACAUUUCAGAGCAGUGAAUCGGUGGUUGUCCGGUGCGCCAUGAGAAUGUCUCUGAUGGAAUCCAGAGUCUGCCUUUUUACGAGUCCCAGAUACGUUUCAUAUCACUUAUGUUAAGGGUACUAUUUCUAUCAUUUUAUUAUUAUUAUUAUUUUAAAAGUGCCAACUAAUUCAGAUGAGCAUCAUGCAUUAUCUGGUCGGGGGUAUGGAAAUGAAGGGAUGACUGGGUAAAAUGGAAACCAAACCAUUUGUCACUAACACUGUAUUAAUAAUUGAUAAUGUUAGUUGCUUAGAGCAAGUUUUCAGUUUGUUAUCUUUAAGAACUAAAACUGCAAAAAUGUUGUGAGUAGAGAUCUCAGUCAAGCCACAGUGUUUUAUAACAAGCAUUCUUAGGAAUUCUUUUCUUAUAUUAGGCUACUGAAUGGCGUAUAGGACACAUGCAUUUAAAAGAAUUUUAUUUAGUAUACAUGAAAGAGACAUUAUAAAAAAAUGUAUAUUUUACAUGUUGAUGAUAUUUUUGUUGAAAAGAGAAGACUGUAUGAUGUUCAGCUUUAGUGUUGAUUUGAGCAAUCACGUUACUGCCUUCGGUUUUUCCCCGCCCCGCCCCGCCCCGCCCCUUCCCGCUCAUGCUACACCUAAACUGAUGUUUUGCUUUUCUCAUGUUGCCAUUCCUUUUUAUUUUUUUUUUAUUUUUAUUUUUUUAAUUUGCUGGAUAAAUAACAAAACGGGGCAAGUCCACUAAAAAGAAAGCAUGCACAAACUUGCUGAUUUUUUCUGUUAACAUUUUUAAUUUCACACAUAGGACUACAGAAUUUACUUGAUAAUUUUCAAAACUUUAUGAUGUACAGUAUUUAAUAUAGGCCUAUUUUGUUGUAUGUGUUGCAUAUUAUUCAAAAACCGAACAAAUUUGAGCCUCUGUUACAAGUGGCAAAGCUUUCUGUGUAUAAUUUGUCUAAUAAACAGGUUUUCUACAGUGG
This is a messenger RNA of Oryzias latipes (Japanese medaka), 5645 nucleotides long. RefSeq names its product glutamate receptor, ionotropic, delta 2 (gene grid2). Lineage: Eukaryota; Metazoa; Chordata; Actinopteri; Beloniformes; Adrianichthyidae. Gene Ontology annotation, cellular component: membrane. Gene Ontology annotation, molecular function: ligand-gated monoatomic ion channel activity; signaling receptor activity. Gene Ontology annotation, biological process: monoatomic ion transport. The record is from RefSeq and is a predicted model, not a curated record.